AGUUCAGUACUGUUGGAAUAAUCUAAGCCAGACAAGAACUAGUCGAAGAAGCUGAAGAGAGAAAUAGAUCCUCUUGAUCUGUCAACUAUAUAAUAUGCAGCAGCAGCAGCAGCAUCCGAGCAACCCCAGCAUCACUCAUUUAGUCCCCUUGUCUAAUUAUGACGUUACUCAUGAGCUCAAACUGGAAAAUGGUCAUUUGGCAAUUCAUGGGCUUGGUGGGCUUGUUCCCACUGCCCCGGCAAGGACCACCUGGAGCAAUAGGGCUUGUGACACACUGGAAUCAAUCGUCCAUCAAGCUACAUGCCACCAAGUACCUGAAGCAAAUUUAAGCUCAAUGGUUGCACCCUCCUGUGGAACACGGACUGACGAUUACGGCCAGCCAAUGGCAAACGGUUGGAUCAGGAAACAUACCCGAUCGGAUUCCGACUAUCAUGGAAAAAAUGUUAGUAGUACUAGUACUACUAGCAAUGUUCAUGAAGAACCAACCGAGUACCAUAUGCACAAUGAAACAACUCUGAACACAUGGACUUCUUUUGGAUCGACUAAGACCAAAAGCAACGACGAUGAUUUCACUUGUCAUGAGGAAAACCAGGAUGUGGGUGGAGAGACCACAAAAGACCAUGAAUCAGGCCGUUCACGAUCACGGUCACGACCACGGCGAAUUGCUGCCAUCCAUAAUCAGUCAGAGAGGAAACGAAGAGAUCGAAUCAAUCAGAAAAUGAAAGAUCUACAGAGGUUGGUACCUAAUGCCAAUAAGACCGAUAAAGCUUCAAUGCUUGACGAAGUGAUCAGAUACUUGGAAUUACUUCAAGCACAAGUUCAAAUGAUGCAUAGCAUGAGAAAUAAUAUGCAGCCUCACAUGAAUAUGAUGAUGCCUUCAGGAAUGCAGCAGCAACAGCAGCAACAGCAUCUUCAUCAAAUGUCAGUCCUAGCGCGCAUGGGAAUGACUCCGGCUGUUCCUGGAGCGAUAGGAAUGGGAAUGGUUAAUGUAGGCAACAUGGCAAGAAUGUCUCCCCAUCAAUCUGUACAGCAGCCGCUCAUUCAUCCUACUCCUGCAUCAUUUCUUCCACCCUUUAUGGUGCCUCAAAUGAUGCCACCAAACCCUGAACCUGCUACUAAUUGUGGUUCAGACUCUUUUGCUGAUCCAUAUUGUGCCUUCCUUGCACAACAGCAAUCAAUGAAUAUGGACCUGUUCAACAAGAUGGCAGCCGUGUUUCGUCAACAAGUCAAUCAUCAAUCGGCAGGAAGCAGCCAAUCACAGUCGAAACAUUAAGAAGAAGAAGCAGAAGUAGAAGAAGAAGA
Argentina anserina (silverweed cinquefoil) is the source of this 1302-nucleotide messenger RNA. RefSeq names its product transcription factor PIF7. Gene Ontology annotation, molecular function: protein dimerization activity. NCBI's taxonomy places the organism in Eukaryota, Viridiplantae, Streptophyta, Magnoliopsida, Rosales, Rosaceae. Gene Ontology annotation, cellular component: nucleus. The record is from RefSeq and is a predicted model, not a curated record. The coding region runs from base 95 to 1273 and encodes 392 amino acids. The transcript has 6 exons.